UUUUCAUUACGUUUAAAACAAAUCCAAAUUGCACAUCGUGUCAGUAUUAACUAAACUUUGGUCUUGUGCAAAUUCAUAACGCAAAGUGUUCUGAAAACGUCUGAAACUGUUAUGCAAUUCUAUACAAAACCGGAUUACAAUGCAGUGGUCAUUAACAUUUUCUUAUAAUAAUUGAGACUACUGUCUGAUAUUUAAUGCAAUUAAAAGUGAACUUAAUAAAAUGACUGAGAGUAGAACUGAUGCCAGUAGUGAAAAUCUUAGCGAAAAUAAAGAAACAAAACAUCAAGGAAUCGAAUUCGUUAAUAAGGCAUUCGAGUUGGACACAUCAGUUACUCAACACCAGACAAAUGAGAAAAAUGACCACAAGAGAGCAAAUGAUUUCAUGGACUUCGAUGACCUGCUGCCGCAUAUCGGGGAAUUCGGACGUUACCAGAAAAUGUUAUUUCUGCUAAUGAUACCUUACGCAUGGUUUCUGGUUUUUGUUUAUUUCGGACAAAUAUUCAUUACUAUCGUGCCUGAACAUCAUUGGUGCAAUGUUCCAGAAUUGCAACAUCUCAGUGUUGAUGAAAGAGUGGCACUGGCAAUACCGCUGACAAAUGAUGGCAGAAGUAAAUGCUCCAUGUAUGCCGUCAAUUUUACGAACAUUCUACUACAAAAUGAAACAAAUAAAGGAGAUUGGCCGGUAAAACCAUGUGUCCAUGGCUGGGAAUACAACCGAACGGAAAUUCCAUAUGCAACAAUUUCAUCUGAUUUGAAUUGGGUGUGUGACAAUGCUACUUUACCCACAAUAGCUCAGUCCGUCUUUUUCGUUGGAGCGAUUGUGGGAGGUCUUAUAUUCGGUAGGAUUGCAGACCGUUAUGGAAGAGUACCAUCGCUGAUGGCAGCGAAUAUAGUUGGCGCUGUUGGUGGUAUAGCUACAGCAUUUACAAACGAUUUUUGGUCAUUUACAAUUUGCCGAUUUUUUGUCGGUUUUGCCUUUGAUAAUUGCUUUAUGAUAAUGUACAUACUGGUAUUGGAAUACGUCGGUCCACGCUAUAGAACAUUCAUAGCAAAUAUGUCGAUUGCACUGUUUUUCGGAACCAUGGCAUGUCUCAUUCCGUGGAUUGCGAUAUACGUGAGCGAUUGGAAACGUUUAUCAAUUUACACGUCGGUUCCAUUGCUUUUAGUUCUUCUAACACCUUGGGUCGUACCAGAAUCGGCAAGAUGGCUCGUUUCGCAGGACAAAAUUGAUCGAGCCUUGAAGAUAAUUAAACGUUUUGAACGAAUUAAUGGCAAAUCAGUCGAUCCCGCAAUUUAUGACAUUUUUAUCGACAGUUGCACAAAAAUUCGACUCGAAUCAGCUAGCUUGAAACAGUUUUCCGUCUUAGAUCUGUUUAGAAAACCCCGUCUACGGAAGAUUACAAUUUUGUUAAUAUUGUUUUACAUGUCUAUAUCACUCGUUUUCGAUGGAUAUGUAAGGAAUAUUGAAACAAUGGGAUUAGACACGUUUGUUGCCUUUACGAUAGCUUCAGCGACAGAAAUGCCAUCUGCAAUCAUCCUAACAUUAAUAUUGGAUAGAUGGGGUCGGCGCUGGUUAGGCCUAGGAACAAUGGUGCUAUGUGGUCUUUGCAGUAUUAUCGCAUCGUUUAUGCCAGUCGGAAUAUUGACGAUAGUGUUCAUCAUUACCGGUCGUUUCUUUGUUAAUUUUUCGUACAACAUUGGAAUGCAGUAUUGUGCUGAAAUAUUGCCGACUGUUGUUAGAGCACAGGGAGGCGGAUUCAUUCAUAUUAUGGGAUACGUUGCUACCAUUCUGUCUCCAAUGAUUGUUUAUCUGGGCACAAUAAAUUUAGCUCUGCCACUAUGGAUACUAGGAAUUUUAGGUCUGUUUGGUGGUUCGUUGGCUCUAUUUUUACCGGAAACUCUUGGAAAGACCUUACCCCAAACGCUUGACGACGGCAAUACAUUCGGAUUGGAUCAAAAGUUUCUCGAUAUUCCUUGUAUUUCAAGGAAAACGGAUGUGGAUGAGAUUCAGUCGCCAAUUCCAGAGAAAUCUUAGAAAAAACGGGGAAAAACGCUUAGAAAUGUAGAUGUAGAUGGUAACCACAGUGAAAAAAUGUAAAAUUUUUAGUUGAUAAGUUAUAAAUAAAGGAAAUUGUUAAACCAAUACACCGAACGUAA
Messenger RNA from Bradysia coprophila, 2157 nucleotides. Its product is annotated as carcinine transporter-like. The record is from RefSeq and is a predicted model, not a curated record. Gene Ontology annotation, molecular function: transmembrane transporter activity. Gene Ontology annotation, biological process: transmembrane transport. Gene Ontology annotation, cellular component: membrane. Lineage: Eukaryota; Metazoa; Arthropoda; Insecta; Diptera; Sciaridae.